Messenger RNA from Rubroshorea leprosula, 265 nucleotides. The record is from the annotation of a GenBank genome assembly. NCBI's taxonomy places the organism in Eukaryota, Viridiplantae, Streptophyta, Magnoliopsida, Malvales, Dipterocarpaceae.
UGAUGUUCUUAUAAAUCAGAUCCUUCCGGUGGUGAAACAAUCGGACAAAUACGGAGGCGUUAUGCUUUGGUCUAGGUACUAUGAUCUCCUGAGUGGGUAUGGGGCAACCAUUAAGCCGUAUAUAUACAAGGAUGAGCUUAAUGUGGAAGAAUUAUUAGUCUCCUCUUCUUAAUUAAUUAAGAGAUGUAAUGUUGUGCUCUUAAGAUGCUGGGUUAUGAAAGAGUCCAAGUUAAUAUGUGGUGAUAAAUAAAAUUAGCGUUUUAAU